AUGGAAUUACCACCAGUUCUAUCAACGCCUAGUGCUUCCGAUGUUUACCAUAGAUUGUUUGAUCAUAGAGCUGCCAUACAAGGAGAAAUAAAUUACUUCCUGGACAUUGUUGAGGAAAAAGAUGAUGGCCUUGUAAGGAUGAAGUCCAUGCGAAAUACACUCAACAAUCUUGACAAAAAUGUUUUUCCUUCAUUAAUGAAUUCACUUGAGCUCCAUAUGAAAUCUUUAAAUGAUUCAAGUAAAAUCGUAGGUUUAACCAAUGACGUUGAUCAUCUCAUGACUGAAGUUGAUAAAAUAGAUUAUGAAAAGAUUUCAAACAUUGAAAAUGUAAAGUCUGAAAGCAGAAUGCUGUUAUUUGAAAAAGAAAUAGCUGUCAAAAAAGAAAAUAUUGAUGAAGAAUAUAACAAAGAGUUGGAAAAAUGUAAGAGUUACUAUGACCAACAAGAAAAAAUUCUGAAAAUGUCAGCCUGA
Helobdella robusta is the source of this 471-nucleotide messenger RNA. RefSeq lists its product as hypothetical. Gene Ontology annotation, cellular component: transport vesicle; BLOC-1 complex. The transcript is spliced from 4 exons. Bases 1 to 471 code for a protein of 156 amino acids. The record is from RefSeq and is a predicted model, not a curated record. Lineage: Eukaryota; Metazoa; Annelida; Clitellata; Rhynchobdellida; Glossiphoniidae.